CGCCGAGCAGCGCCCAAGCCCACUAAACCCUUCGGCCUUUGCCCACCAUGCCGGUUCUCGGCUCCCCGUUCGCCCGCGGCGACCUCCCCGCCGGCGACGUCGACCCCGACUACCUCUACUUCCUCCAGCACAUCCGCGUCGACGGCGACUCUUACGUCCUCGAGCUCCCGGCCAACGGCUCCUCCCCGCCCUCGGUCCUCAGGUACGAGGCCCCGCUCGGCAGCUCCUCCGACGGCGAGUGCGUCUCCGACCCCUCCCCGGGCCGGCUCAGCACCAACGGCCGCGCUGAGGAGAGGGACUCGUCGGCGUCCUUGGAGGUGAGGCCCGCGUGGUACGAUUCUCUCGAUGACGUCGACGAGGACUACCGCCUCUUCCUGCAGCACACGCGCCUGGUGGAUGGCCAAUUGGUUCUCGAGAUCGGGGGCGUCGUCAUCAACUACGAUCAGCCGGUUGUGGAGGGACCUCAGAGGGAGAAGGUUACGCAGCGGGUGGUAGAGCCGGCCGUUCCUUCACCAGGGAAAGGGGUCAGUCUUGGCGCGGGGAGCGAUGAGGUUGGCUCUGGUGCUCCGGCAACAGCUGUUCCGGAGCAGUACGCGUGCGAUUGGCGUGCGGAUCCAUCACCAGGGCGUGAGGUGAAGAAGGAGAAGGAUGGCGGAGAUGAGGGCCUGUCGGAUGCAGCGGAUGUAGGUACGAUGAAGGGCGUGUAUUGGGUGGCGAGCUCAAGCGACGGCCGUCGUGGCGGACGCCGUACAAGUUCGGGGGGAAAGGUAGAACAGGAACUAGGUAUUGUAUGGCCAACACAUAUCACUCGGAGGCCAGAUUCAGAUUUCAAGUGUAGGUUGAUUGAGGCCCUUACACAGCCAGUUGCUCAGAAAGAGUAUUAUAGAUUGUUUGACAUGGUUACUCUCCGUACUCCGUUAAUGAAGCUACGGCAGGUCCGCAAUGAAACAAAAUUCUAUCCUACAGAAGAAAUGGGCAGUUCAUAUUUGGACCACUACCCAGAUCUCGCUGAACAAAUUAUGAACAAUGGUCGUCGCAAUGGUCUAGCUCUGAUGCGUGGGUUUCUGUUCUGGUUGCAGAACAAUGCUCAUGACGAUCAGUUCAAGCCAUGGGUCGAUGAUUCCAAAGAUCAAGAGGUUAUUCCUGUGAUGGACUGAGCUCGCACCGACUAUGUGGCUAUACCUUAGGGUCUAUGGAGAUAAUAACUCUGCGAUUGUGACCAAUGGUCCUCAGCAGAGAGUGCGCGGCCUUGUACAACUGAGGCCUCGAUUCUGGAAUACCAUGUUCACUCUUGGUAUAGCAAAUGCAUGUAUCGUUUCAGAUAGCGGGAUAAUUAGAGGUAUUAAAUAAAGUCAGUUUACAAAACUAACUCCACAACUCUUGUACUAUUUCGCGAGACGAAUCUAAUGAGGCAUUUGACUGCAUGAUUAGAGGAUGGUUACUGUAGCAUUACUGUAGCUAAUCAUGGAUUAAUUAUCGCCAUUAGAUUCGUCGUGCAAAGUUACACUCAUAUGUGAAGAGGUUUUGCAAAUA
Molecule: messenger RNA, 1533 nt
Organism: Panicum virgatum (switchgrass)
Lineage: Eukaryota; Viridiplantae; Streptophyta; Magnoliopsida; Poales; Poaceae
Exons: 4
Coding region: 48-1157 (369 amino acids)
Source: RefSeq, a predicted model, not a curated record